UUACGGGUCGGUGAAGUUGCUUUAAAAGGUGCUGCUGUCUCGAGGGCGCUGUUCUGCAGAGGAGCUCAAUUCCGAGAAAGACAGGCGAAACCGAAGAGUGUCCUCGCCCUUCCCCCCCCUCGGCUGCUCCGUCUUCUCUGUUUAAGCUGUAAUCAUGGGCAGAAACCUGCUGAAGAAUCCCAGCGGAGAAGACCAGCUGGAAUUCUGGGACAUUACGGAGAAUGGAGGGAGUCAGUGGAAGGUGGAGGACAUGCCGGGAGACUGCAGCUACGACUUCCCCACGGACGGAGUGACCAGCUACUUUGCAACUUCCUUUGAGCUGUGUUUGAAGAGACAGGUGAUCAACCUGCUACAGGAGGACUAUUCCAGCGAGCAGCUGGACGCCCAGCCGGCUGUCACAGUGGAAGACUGGUACUGCGGGAGGACGGAUUGUGGCUGCAUCUACCAGAUGACCGUGUGUCUGCUGGAUGAGAACGAAGAGGUCAUACAGGAGUUCAAACCGGAGCCGGUGACCCUCGACCCCGAUUGUGACGACUGCUCAUGGAAGCAGGUCAGCCACACGUUCACCGACUACGGGCCUGGAAUGCGUUUCAUCACCUUUCAACACGGCGGACAAGACACCAAGUACUGGGACGGUUGGUUUGGGGUCCGAGUCACCGCGAGCUCCAUCACAGUCGACGUCUGAGCGGGAGGAAGCAGGCGGCAAUAAAGUUGUUUUUGAGAGGAGGAAGGUGGAGAACUGGAGGAGCACGGCUUUCCAGGUUUUAAGCCUUGUGCUCAUCGCCUGCACCUCUGUGUAUCCCGCAUAAUGCUGAAGCUAUUAAUACAGUACUGACAAAUACAGCCGCUUUACUAACUAACUAAUUAAAAUAACUGCAACAAUCUAAUAGUUGGUUGGGUGGAGGUGGUGCAGCACCCAAAUUGAAUUAAAAUGAUGCAAUACAACCAUA
Molecule: messenger RNA, 950 nt
Organism: Gasterosteus aculeatus aculeatus (three-spined stickleback)
Lineage: Eukaryota; Metazoa; Chordata; Actinopteri; Perciformes; Gasterosteidae
Gene: fbxo2
Product: F-box protein 2
Biological process (GO): SCF-dependent proteasomal ubiquitin-dependent protein catabolic process; glycoprotein catabolic process; ERAD pathway
Cellular component (GO): cytoplasm; SCF ubiquitin ligase complex
Molecular function (GO): ubiquitin protein ligase activity
Source: RefSeq, a predicted model, not a curated record